AUGAGCUGGUACUUCAUCCCUCUAUCAUCCGCGCGCUACCAGUCUCAGAGGGGAAGGGAUGUCAAAUAUCUCGUUCAGCUGCUGGCCAGUCGUAACCGCUAUGCAACCACAAAUAACCUUCUACUACGUCCCGAGCGCUAUUUCAGAUACGAUCGUUUCUCGGAUGCUGGUGCCCAGAUCAGGCUUAUAGAAUUCCGUGCAGAACCUGUGAGCAACCGCAUCCAUCUGAGGAUGACUGUGCACGACAUCACAUCAUUGCCCUACUACACUGCCAUAUCGUACGAGUGGGGCACAAGUAGAGGUACACAUCUGAUCCUUGUCGAUGGAUGGACGAUGCCAACUGGAGAGAACUGCCAUCGCGUACUUCGACAAUCCCGGAAUCAAUGCGCAUCUGUGUACUACUGGAUCGAUGCUAUCUGCGUCGAUCAGUGGCAUAAUGCAGAGAAGUCGAAGCAGGUCCAACUUAUGAGCUUUGUGUACCGCAAUGCUCAAUCCACAGCCGUCUGUAUUGGCGAACAUGUCCCACUCAGCGCUUUCUUGUACAGGCACCUCGAGGCAACAGUGGAAGCAAGAGCAUUUUCACUCGUUUCCGAGGACAGGAUCAUCAACGCCGCAGAGAAUGUAUGUGCUCGGAGCUACUUCCGACGCCUGUGGAUCGUGCAAGAGAUCCUGCUGUCCAAAGAGAUAAAGUUGUAUUGCGGCGACGAUAUUCUUGCCUGGAGCACACUUCGGGAAUUUACCGUUGGCGACGGCAAGAACGACUUCGUGAGGGGAGAUAAAUGCUCAUCGUACAUCAAGCUGGCUCUAUCACGUAUGCGAGGAACUCUGACGACUGACUGGCGACUUGAGGAACUCGUCGAUGGCUUCGCAGGUCAAGAGUGCUCUGACACGCGUGACAAGAUCUAUGGCAUGUUAGGCUUACCAUCUAUGUCAGGCAAUAUGGCUAAUGCACUACCUCUGACGCCGGACUACGAUCUGCCAAUAAUCGGGACAGCUCUGGAAGUCAUUCGGUUCUACCGAUACAGCACCUCAGCAGACACAUUUACCAAGGCAUGCAGAGAAGUCGUUGAAGCACUGGAAGUCGAACACCAUGACUCAGCCGUCCAAGCACUUCUGAAGAGAUCCAACAAUGAGCUGCGAUUCGCAAUCGCUGAAAUUCUCGAGCACCAACGUCAACAGACGUGGCAUGGCUCACCAGCAGCACACCGAAGACUCGCGAGCCUGGUCGAGAGGCAUUUUGCCAUCCGCAGAGUAGGAGAAAGUGCGUAUCGGCAGGCUGACCUGCGGCGUACCCUCGCUAACACGAACUACGAUGGUUCUGCUACAACAGUCAGAUCGUCCCAGCGUACGCCACGCUUUGUCGACCUGAUUCCAGACAAUAUGGACUCUGCUUCAGCUCGAUACAGACUGAGCAAUCUAUAUCGCUUGGCGCUUCAAUGUCCCAUCGUCCAAUCCGAACCACACCCCCGGAGCAAGACCCCAGCUUCGCAUGAUCAGAUGAUCUGCACGUGUCUACAGGACUGCUCAGAUAUGACCCGGCGAGAAGGCGCUGAUGGCGCUGGUGGCGGAGAUCUCUGCCUAUAUGUCGAUGCGGAAGACAUUCUUGCGCAAAUGCUGCACUCACUAAAGGCAGAAAGGCAAGCUAGUACGGAUCGCACGAAGCUAGCCAGUAACGCCUACGGUCUACAAAGUGGCGAGAAGGUGCAACAGAGCAACAACCGUGACCCUUCAGUGUGA
Molecule: messenger RNA, 1737 nt
Organism: Recurvomyces mirabilis
Lineage: Eukaryota; Fungi; Ascomycota; Dothideomycetes; Mycosphaerellales; Teratosphaeriaceae
Exons: 1
Coding region: 1-1737 (578 amino acids)
Source: RefSeq, a predicted model, not a curated record